CAACAGCCUGUGUCACUGCAAAGGGCAAAGCCUUCUGAAAUAGCAACAAAGUUGUUCACAAACCACUUUGUGGUUUGCAUUUGGUUUCAGCCAGCUUCAGCAACUUGUUGCCAUGAGGAAAACAACCUGCACUUUCCUGGCCGGCCGGGGAAGGAUCGCUGCCCUGUGAAGUGCUCCUGCCCAAGGUGCAAAGAGGGUGGCGAUGGUAGCUGGGCAGAGCACGGAGGACCUCAGCCAACAGAGCCAGACAAUGAGAGCAGGGGAGGAUGAGGAGAGGAGGCAGGGCAGCAGCUGCCGCCAGCUCCCAGCUGCAACAGGUUGUGGAACAUUUACCUUUCUAUCUUCUGCUAUUGCUGCCAUAAGUGGACUUCUGAUGGGUUAUGAGUUGGGCCUUAUCUCUGGAGCUCUUCUUCAGAUAAGCAGCAUAUUAGCACUCUCUUGCAAAGAGCAGGAAAUCAUUGUAAGUUCCCUGCUUUUUGGGGCCCUAUUUGCAUCCCUUACUGGUGGAUUUCUGAUAGACAGAUUUGGAAGGAGACUUGCUAUUAUUAUUGCAUCUUCUUUACUUGUGUUGGGGAGUCUGAUUUUACUGCCCUAUGAAUCAUAUGAGAUACUUAUUGUGGGACGGAUUGCCAUAGGUAUUUCCAUAUCAUUAUCAUCAAUUGCGACGUGUGUCUAUAUUGCUGAGAUUGCUCCACAGCACAGAAGAGGCCUCCUUGUAUCAUUAAAUGAACUCAUGAUUGUGAUAGGCAUUCUCUUUGCCUAUAUUUCAAAUUAUGCAUUUGCCAGCAUAUCUCAUGGCUGGAAGUACAUGUUUGGCCUUGUGAUUCCAUUAGGUGCUUUGCAAGCUAUUGCCAUGUAUUUCCUUCCUCCAAGUCCUCGGUUUCUUGUCAUGAAAAAUAAUGAUGAAGCUGCAAGAAAAGUACUGGAGAGGCUACGGGAAACGUCAGAUGCUACUAAAGAACUUACUGUGAUCAAGUCUUCCCUGAAAGAUGAACAUCAGUAUAGUCUCUUGGACCUGUUUCGUUCAAAAAACAACAUGAGAGCCCGAAUGCUGAUAGGACUCACUCUAGUCUUUUUUGUGCAAACAACUGGGCAACCCAACAUUUUAUUUUAUGCAUCGACUGUUUUGAAGUCAGUUGGGUUCCAGAGCAAUGAAGCUGCCAGCUUGGCUUCUACUGGAGUUGGAGUAGUAAAAGUCGUUAGUACAGUCCCAGCCACAGUUUUUGUGGAUCAAAUUGGAAGUAAAACUUUUCUGUGUAUUGGCUCUUCUGUUAUGGCAGUAUCGUUGGUCACUAUGGGCUUAGUGAACCGUAACAUACAUGUGAAUUUCACCAAUGUCUGUAGAAGACAAUCUCCAGAGGAUUUCUUUCUCCAGAGACCAGGAAACUUCACUAUCACCAAUGGGAGUCUUAAGGACCUCUUUGCUAGCUUGACUUCAACAGAAAGAUCAUCAUUUGAUGCACAGAAAAGCCCAGAUGUUGCCAGGACAGGAGAACUGAACAGGACUGCACUACCAGGAGGCAAAAGCACAGCAGGGUCUCACAUGGAAAGUGGGGAGGUUCCUGUUGUCCUGAAAUGGCUCUCACUGGCCAGCCUGCUUGUUUAUGUUGCUGCAUUUUCCAUAGGUCUUGGACCAACUGUUGGAAUAAUUUAAAUGCAGCUUUAAACCCAUGCUGGGGACAGUGGGGAAGAAGGAAAAAGGAUCAGGCAAGAAAGAUCAAGGAGGAUGGAAGAAAGCUCAAGGGUUCACACGAAAAGUAAAUCCAUAGAGGUGAAAAAGGAAGUAAGUCUGCCUUCAAUUCAUCACUGUCUUUCUUGUGCAAUCUUAUGUGGUCUGUGGUGGUUUUCUUAUGUAUUUUAUUGUAUUGAGCAAGCCAAAACCCAAAGCUGGAACACUCCCCUAAAGCCCAAAGACUGCACAAAUUUAAUCCCUUGACUUUGGUCCUGUGAUUGUUAGAUUAACUGGCUACCUGAGUUAAAGCAUGAUUCAUUAGCACAGUUAAAUGCUGAACCUUUUAUGUGUCUUUCACCUCAGUCAUUAAAUGCAUCUGUAACAAAACUCAGAACAGCUGGUUUCACAUAUGUUUCAUAUGACACUGAACAGCCCAGAGACUCGAUCACAGAGGUCAUAUCUCUUGCCACCCUUAAAAUACGAAUUGCAUAGGACUGCUUUUUCUCUGCCCCUUAAUGCUCUUGGGCUUAAUCUUGGCCACCAAAUGUUCAAUCUGAAACUGGAGAAUCUUGUGGGAAUGAGAACUGUCAGUGUGGAAAUUCUGACCCUCCAUGGAUUUAGUUGGCUAUUCCUGUGUUUUGAAAUACUGUAAGCUGUAUGGCCUUGCACUAGCUUGGAAAACACUGGUACAAAAUUUGGUUGUCUAGAAUUCACAUCAAUAUCUUUGAUACUAGAGCAAUAUUUAAGGCUUUUACAAAACAUGUAGUUAUUGCAUUAAUUUAUAGCGCACAUGAAUCUGCACUAUAACAGACAUUCAUGCUCAACAUUGCCUCAUGUGACAUUUGUUUGCAAUGUUUUAUUUUUGAGCUUCUACAUUUUUCAGAGCAGAUGUGACCUAGUCCUAAAUUUCACAGAAAUGAGCAGCAUCAAUU
This is a messenger RNA of Pseudopipra pipra, 2604 nucleotides long. It is a transcript of the gene SLC2A12, whose product is annotated as solute carrier family 2 member 12. Gene Ontology annotation, biological process: D-glucose transmembrane transport; circulatory system development. Gene Ontology annotation, cellular component: membrane. Bases 203 to 1654 code for a protein of 483 amino acids. The record is from RefSeq and is a predicted model, not a curated record. The transcript is spliced from 3 exons. Gene Ontology annotation, molecular function: symporter activity. Lineage: Eukaryota; Metazoa; Chordata; Aves; Passeriformes; Pipridae.